AUGAGUCAAAAGGGGGAACAAGGUGAGCGUGCGAAUCAGGCGUCGCCACAGCCGUCUGGCGGUCAACCACACACCCCUGGCCGUCUUGUUGGCAUUGGUGUUGGACAGGCGGAGGAGCGCCGUGAUGGAGUCGCAGGCAGCGUCACACAAGAAAGCGAGAGAAGAAGACGACGACAAAGCAGGCUGGGCGGGCGCGCGCGCAAAGUAUAUCAAGGGGGAGGGGAGAGCGUCGCCUUCGCAUCAUUUUGCAAGCAUCGAAACAAAAGCAACUAG
Molecule: messenger RNA, 273 nt
Organism: Purpureocillium lilacinum
Lineage: Eukaryota; Fungi; Ascomycota; Sordariomycetes; Hypocreales; Ophiocordycipitaceae
Source: RefSeq, a predicted model, not a curated record